UCAUCUCCGACGGUCACAGCCUACUCCCCGCCUGCGCUUCUUCCGCGCGCCGCCGUGCCUCGGCCUGGUCGGCGCGCGUGCCGUACAGUGCGCCGCCGCCAGGCACCGCUUCCCCUCUUGGCCACAUCGCGGCAAGCCACACCUCUCCUUGUCUUACGAAUUUGAUCUUGGUUUGUAAAUGGAUUACCAAGGUAACAAUGUUAGGGAUUUCCUUCAUGUUAAUGGACAUGUGGUGCUUGAAAAAGUGGAUAACAACUAUAAUCUAAGAUCUUUCACUGAAAAAGAGAUAGAAGGCAUCACCAGUGGGUAUAGCACCGUGCUGGGAGAAGGGGGGUUUGGUAAGGUUUACAAAGGAAAAUUAGAUGAUCAUCGUCCAGUCGCAGUGAAGAGAUACAAAAAUGGAACCAAGAAAGAAGAGUUUGCCAAAGAGGUGAUAGUGCAUUCCCAGAUAAAUCACAAGAAUGUCGUCAGACUUUUCGGUUGCUGCACGGAGGUAAAUGCUCUUACAAUUGUUAUGGAGUUUGUAUGCAAUGGCAACCUCUAUGACAUCCUUCACUGCACCAGCAAUGCUAAUGGUUCUGUCCCCUUCCCUUUGGACAAACGUUUGGACAUCACCAUUGAGUUAGCUGAAGUAUUAUCAUGCAUGCAUUCAAUGUAUAGUCCUGUUCUUCAUGGUGACAUCAAACCCGCUAACAUACUGCUAGAUGAAAAUCUUCGACCAAAGCUAUCGGAUUUUGGGAUAGCAAGAUUGCUUGCUGCCGACGAGACUCAGCAUACCAUACAUGUCAUUGGUUGCAUAGGUUACAUGGACCCUUUUUUCUACCAGAGUGGGAUUCUAACUCCGAAGAGCGAUGUAUACAGUUUUGGAGUCGUUUUGCUGGAAAUCAUCACCCGAAGGAAAGCCGUGGACGGGGAUAUCAUCCUUACCCAAAGUUUCGCCGAAGCCCUGAGAAAAGGGAAAAAAGUGAGACAAAUGUUUGAUGGAGAAAUCAUGAAUGAUAAAAGAAACAUGAAAUUUCUUGAAGAUGUCGCAAAACUAGCAGCCGAAUGCUUGAAAAUGGAGGGCAAAAUGCGUCCAGAAAUGGUUGAAGUAGCAGACAGACUUAGGACAAUUAGAAAAGCUUACCAUCAGGUCAAGGGCAGAAAUUCCACAGGUAGCAACUCUGGACUUACACCAUAUGUGGUACCGACCAUUUCCAUGGAUGAACUUAAGGAAAUAACGAGGAACUUUAGCAAUGAUGCUCUAAUAGGAGCUGACUUAUACGGUCAAAUGUUUUCCGGAGUGCUGAGAAAUGGACAUAAAUCCAUGAUCAAGAAGCUUAGGCCUGGUGAAGAAUUUAUUUUGGAGGUUCCGGUGGUCUCAAGAUUCAUACAUGAGAAUGUUCUCCAGCUUCAUGGAUACUGUGUUGAAGGAGACAACUACGUUCUUGCUUACGAAUAUGCAUCCAGGGGAUCCUUGCAUGAUAUUCUUCAUGGUAAAAAGAAUGUUGGAGGAGCCGAACCAGGAUUGGUCCUAUCAUGGGAGCAACGAGUGAAGAUUGCCAUGGGUGCUGCAACUGGGCUUCAGUUCCUCCAUAAUAAGGCACAGCCUUGCAUUAUCCAUGGUGGCAUCAAAUCGAGCAGCAUAUUUUUCUUUGACAGCGACAUUGCAAAGAUUGGUUACCCUGGUGUUUCCAGAAAGACCCGUGCCCACAUAAAGAAUAUUUUUUUGGAUUGUCCACCCGGUUGUCCUCAAACAACCAGUUUUGGUCCUGACGCGCCUGAGUAUGCAAUGACCGGUCAACUUUCUACAAUGAGUGAUGUCUACAGCUUUGGGGUUGUGCUGCUGGAAAUUUUAACCGGUCGAAAGGCAAUUGAUUUUACACUACCCCAUGGCCAACAAUCCAUUGUGGCAUGGGUAUGU
Hordeum vulgare subsp. vulgare (domesticated barley) is the source of this 1903-nucleotide messenger RNA. RefSeq names its product putative wall-associated receptor kinase-like 16. The annotation marks the transcript as partial. Lineage: Eukaryota; Viridiplantae; Streptophyta; Magnoliopsida; Poales; Poaceae. Gene Ontology annotation, cellular component: plasma membrane. Gene Ontology annotation, biological process: cell surface receptor signaling pathway; protein phosphorylation. Gene Ontology annotation, molecular function: protein serine/threonine kinase activity; ATP binding. The record is from RefSeq and is a predicted model, not a curated record. The transcript is spliced from 6 exons.